Molecule: messenger RNA, 596 nt
Organism: Conger conger (European conger)
Lineage: Eukaryota; Metazoa; Chordata; Actinopteri; Anguilliformes; Congridae
Gene: rpl32
Product: ribosomal protein L32
Exons: 4
Coding region: 151-558 (135 amino acids)
Biological process (GO): translation
Cellular component (GO): cytosolic large ribosomal subunit; ribosome
Molecular function (GO): structural constituent of ribosome
Source: RefSeq, a predicted model, not a curated record
GGUAUUUUGUUGGGGUUUUAAAAGAUAGAACCGUCAGGUUUGAUUUUGCUUCCUCGUCUUUGCGCGUUGUUUGAGUUCCCGUCAUCCUCUCUGUUCUCUCUCUCUCUUCCCUGUACUGUCUUAGUGAAGACGGUCACACUCAUCGGCAAAAUGGCAGCCCUUAGGCCUCUCGUCAAGCCGAAGAUCGUCAAGAAAAGGACAAAGAAGUUCAUCCGCCAUCAGUCCGACCGCUAUGUCAAGAUCGCGAAGAACUGGCGGAAGCCGCGAGGUAUCGACAACAGGGUGCGUCGCCGUUUCAAGGGCCAGAUCCUCAUGCCCAACAUCGGCUACGGCAGCAACAAGAAGACCAAGCACAUGCUGCCCUCCGGCUUCAGGAAGUUCCUGGUGCACAACGUCAAGGAGCUGGAGGUUCUCAUGAUGAGCAACAAGACCCACUGCGCAGAAAUCGCCCACAACGUGUCGUCCAAAAACAGGAAGGUGAUCGUGGAGCGGGCAGCGCAGCUGGCCAUAAAGGUCACGAACCCCAACGCCCGUCUGCGCAGCGAGGAGAACGAGUGAUCGCUCCUUUCCUCAAUAAAGUCUCUUUAUUUACACCA